UGAUUGUUGUUUGUUGUUGUGAGCGGGAAUAACACAAAUAGACAUAGACAUAUAAUCUAGUACUAAAAUUUGCCUGAAUCAUGUCUAAAUCGAACAGUUGUUUAGAUCACAAUGACACUGACGUCACGCAGGAAGCCGGUAUCACAGCAGACUGGGAAAAUAAGACGAAGAAGCCUGGUGUCACUAGAAUACAUGUAUUAAGAGAUCAGACGGGACAAUCAUACGGAGAUGUCCUAGAUCUUCAUCGUCACACAAGUCACGACGAGCAGGGUGACCAAAGCAAGGAUACUACAUGUAAUACUCCUUUUACGACUGACCUAAAACCAAAAGAUGCCUGGGUAGAACCCGACAUGGCGCUAGACCAGUUUGUGUCCUCCGACACAAUAUAUAACGAAGAUGUCCUGAUCAGUGUUGUUGAUAAAAUUACACAGGAGAAAAAUGUCGAGACAGCUACGGAGAAGAGUUUGGUAACGUUCAUUGGAGUUUCGUCCAAGGAACCAACAAGCAGCCCCUCCGCUGGUUAUUCGAGACCACAGUGCAGACCCUCCAUCAUAUUGGUUAACGGCGAGUGGGUGAACUUGAACAAACAGCCAUGCAUAUUGGUCAGAUUUAAGCACAGGAUGGCACGUGUGUUCCGCCGAAUGAACCGCUGCUACGAGGAAAUGAUGCUUGAUCUAGUCAUGUUGCGCGCGCGUAUACAGGCUAAUAAGAAGCGAGACGAGGGACUACGCCAACAGAAUGUGUAAACUCGAUGCACCACGUGAUAGAAUCUAUGACGGAAGAGAGGAAUAUUGGGAUGUUUUGAAAGUUGAUUUAACGAAUUUAUUUAUUUACGUAUUUUUUAUUUUGUUAUCAUUAAAAUCGUUAUGA
Mizuhopecten yessoensis (Yesso scallop) is the source of this 870-nucleotide messenger RNA. RefSeq lists its product as uncharacterized. NCBI's taxonomy places the organism in Eukaryota, Metazoa, Mollusca, Bivalvia, Pectinida, Pectinidae. The transcript is spliced from 3 exons. The coding region runs from base 81 to 746 and encodes 221 amino acids. The record is from RefSeq and is a predicted model, not a curated record.